Darwinula stevensoni is the source of this 699-nucleotide messenger RNA. The record is from the annotation of a GenBank genome assembly. NCBI's taxonomy places the organism in Eukaryota, Metazoa, Arthropoda, Ostracoda, Podocopida, Darwinulidae.
AUGACUUCCAGUGGAGGAAAUGCCGUCUGGGGUCGGAGGUUGAAGGAGGAUCCAGAAGUGAUCCAGGCGUCUGGGGUCAAAGUUCGCAUUUCUCCCAAUGAAACUGACUCCAUCCGAGAAUUGAUAAACGAUGCCGAGGUCCUCUCGGGUAUUCCUUCGGGGACUGGGAGCCCGUCUCGGGGGGUUCACCUCGACGACCCUCAACUCAUCCUUCGGCAGGCCAAGAGGCAUCGAGACAGCCGAAGACGACGACGCAAGAACAACAACAACAUCUUCCUGACUGGUGAAGUCCAAGAGGGCGAUACCAACAAUACGGUAUCACUGGAGAUGGACCCGAUAAAUUUAGAGAAGGUGCUGAAAAGCAGCCGGGAAGCGUUGAUGGUGACCAAAAAACAAUAUUUGGUCCAGGACUGGUGCAAGACGGAGCCUCUGAUUCAAACUCUCAAGGUUCGAGGCUGUAUCACCAAGUACGUCCUCAACAAUUUCUGCUAUGGACAGUGCAACUCCUUCUUCAUCCCAAGGACUCCCAAAGCCAAAGCCAAAAAAACUCCGUUUCAGUCUUGCGCAAUUUGCAAGCCGAAACGUUAUUCAAUGACGAGGGUGACAUUGUCGUGUCCCGGCAGAUAUCCUCCUUUCAAGAGAAGGCGAGUCAAGAAAAUCAGUGAAUGUGCCUGCACCUCUUCGCAAGCCCUCCAGUGA